UACUCGUUGGAUUUUGCAAUAUGGCCACCUCCUUGGAAGAUAUUUUACAGAAAUUACUUGUUCCCGACAACGCUGUAAUUCAACAAGGUACCAAUGAAUUAAGGGAAGCCUUUAAGAAUCCUGCUAUUGCAUCAGCCUUGUGUUCUGUAUUAUGUGGAGCACAAAACCCUCAGAUAAGACAGUUUGCUGCCGUCUUACUCAGAAGACGUAUUGUUAAACAAUGGAAAAAGGUACCUCCUGAUGAUCAGCAGCAAUUACGGGUCACUUUGCUUCAAGUUUUAACCCAAGAACCAGAACAUGUGGUGAGACACUCCGUAGCUGAGGUUGUUAGUUCCAUUGCUAAGCAUGAUUUGGUGGAAAACAAAUGGCCCGAGUUACUCACAUUCUUAACAGAAUAUACAAGAAGCCCUGUUUUAGCACAUAGAGAGGUUGGUAUGUUGGUGAUGAGUUCGGUUUCCGAUACAGCUGGUGAAAGUUUACAACCCCAUCUCAAAGGAUUGUUAUCUAUGUUUGGUACGUCAACUUUGGAUGACAAAGAAAGUAAAUUGGUUCCUUUUCAUACUAUAAAAACAAUGACUGCACUUGUUGAGUAUGUAGACACUGACACUGUGCCAAUAUUCAGACCAUUGAUUCCUAAGGUAUUGUUAGUGAUACGGGAUCUUAUCAUCCAAGAUGAAGACCAUGCUUGUGAGGCUAUGGAGUUGUUUGAUGAACUCGUUGAAUGUGAAGUGUCAAUUGUGGUUCCGCAUAUUAAAAUUCUUGUGGAGUUUUGUCUCGAGGUAGCUGCUAAUGCUGAUCUAGGUGAUAACAUUCGAGUAAAAGCACUCUCUUUUAUAAGCUGGUUAACAAGAUUGAAGAAAAAGGCAAUAUUGAAACAUAAACUGAUAGCACCUAUAAUCAGCGUCGUCUUUCCUAUAAUGUCUGCCAUACCUGAUGACGAAGAACAAGACGAUGAGUACAUGGAAGAAGCGGAAGUCAGUCGUCCAUCAGCAUUCUCAUCACAGGUUAUAGACACCUUAGCAUUACAUGUACCUCCAGAAAAGCUACUGCAGCCACUAAUGCAGUAUGUAGAACCAGCUUUGCAAAGUGAUAAUCCAUACCAUAAAAAGGCUGCUCUCAUGUGUCUAGCUGUGUUAGCUGAAGGAUGUGCUGAUCAUAUUAAGAAUAAGUAUAUUGAAGCGUUACUACAGGUGGUCUGUAAAAGCAUACAAGACAGUAAUCCAGUUGUACGCAAUGCAGCACUAUUUACAUUAGGACAGUUCUCUGAACACCUUCAGCCACACAUCAGUAAAUACCAUGCCAGUAUCCUGCCAUUGCUUUUUGAGUACCUAAAUCAAGUCAGAGCUCACCCAGCCACCCAAAAGGACCCUAUCGGUGUUACUAAGAUGUACUAUGCAUUGGAAAUGUUCUGCGAAAAUUUAGGUGCUGAAUUAUUACUGCCAUAUUUAGCUUCAUUAAUGGAGACGUUAUUAGCUACAUUGGAAUCUUCUGAGUCCAUCCAUGUACAGGAGUUGGCAAUUAGUGCAAUAGGGGCCACUGCUAAUGCUGCUAAGGAACUCAUGGUGCCAUACUUCCCACAAAUCAUACAACAGUUAAAGCUCUAUAUAAUGAACACAUUGCCAAUAAAUAAAAUGGUUUUACAAAUACAAGCAAUUGAUACCUUAGGAGUGCUCGCCAGACAGAUUGGUGUAGAACAUUUCUCACCACUCGCUGUAGAGUGUAUGCAGUUAGGAUUGAAGUUAAUUGAGGAAAUUGACGACCCUGAUCUAAGGAGAUGCACAUAUGGUUUAUUUGCAUCAAUAUCAAUAGUUUUGAAACAAGAAAUGGAACCAUAUCUUGCAGUUAUUACAAAAUUAAUGAUAGAAUCAAUUACAUCAGAUGAAGGUGUUGUGGCACAUUACAAAGAAGAAAACAGUGCGUUCAAUAUGUUUGAUGAAGAAGAGUUGUCGGCUGAAAAUGGUGAUGAAAAUAUUGGUAAUGAUGAGGACAUACAAGGUUACAGUGUGGAGAAUGCUUACCUAGAGGAGAAAGAGGAUGCUUGCAAUGCCCUAGGUGAAAUAGCUACAAAUGCUGGUGUGGUGUUUAUUCCUUAUCUGGAGCAAUGUUUUAAUGAAGUCCAUAAGAUCUUAGAUCAUCCAGCCAGCGAUGUCCGUAAAGCUGCAAUUACUUGUGUGGGACAGUUUUGUUGUUCGUUACAUAAAGCAUUUACAGAAACCAACACACCAGAUCAAACUGGAGCUCUCAAUAAACUUCUAGUUGACACCAUACCUAGUUUCAUUGAGAUCAUCAACACUGAUGCAGAUAGGACGGUUGUCAUGGCAACAUUGGAGACAAUAAAUGAAAUGCUGAAAUCAAUGGGUGGUGUUGCUAUCACUGGAGAAAACCACUUGAGUUGUUUAACUACUAGUAUCCGGAAUGUGCUGCAAAAGAAAACAUUGUGCCAAGGUGAGGAGGAAGAAAUUGACGAUAUAGAUGAUGACCAGCAAGCUGAAUUUGACGCUAUAUUAUUGGAAGAUGCUGGAGAUCUUAUUCCGUCACUGGCAGCAGCAGUUGGUGGGCAAACAUUUUCUCCCUAUUUUGCAGGAUUCCUGCCGAUGAUUCUCGCCAAAACAAAGAAAACAUGUCCGGUUUCAGACAAGUCCUUUGCAUAUGGUAUUCUAUCUGAAAGUAUUAAACAUAUGGGCGCAGCUAUUGUACCAUUUGUACCCCAUCUUUAUCCAGUCCUGAUGGCUGGAAUGAAAGAUGAUGAUGAUGAAGUCCGAAACAAUGCCAUAUAUGGCAUUGGUGUUUUAGCCAGCAGUGCUGAUACACAGAUGGCACUUGUUGAUAUGAUAAGCAGGAUUCAACAACAGUCACCUGAAGAAUUUCAAAAGAUACUCAAUUCAAUGCCGCAAGAUGUGGCUGCUAAAAUUACACUAGUUCUAUCAUCCAGCUAA
Molecule: messenger RNA, 2936 nt
Organism: Saccoglossus kowalevskii
Lineage: Eukaryota; Metazoa; Hemichordata; Enteropneusta; Harrimaniidae
Product: importin-4-like
Biological process (GO): protein import into nucleus
Molecular function (GO): small GTPase binding
Source: RefSeq, a predicted model, not a curated record